Cucumis melo (muskmelon) is the source of this 902-nucleotide messenger RNA. RefSeq lists its product as uncharacterized. Gene Ontology annotation, biological process: transcription initiation at RNA polymerase III promoter. Bases 193 to 675 code for a protein of 160 amino acids. Gene Ontology annotation, cellular component: RNA polymerase III complex. Lineage: Eukaryota; Viridiplantae; Streptophyta; Magnoliopsida; Cucurbitales; Cucurbitaceae. The transcript is spliced from 4 exons. The record is from RefSeq and is a predicted model, not a curated record. Gene Ontology annotation, molecular function: nucleotide binding.
CAAUAGGGCUGGCACAUAAACUCUAAAAGGGCCGAAAUAUUCAUUUAAGAAGCCCAAUAGUUAUUUUCCGAAGCCCAGGGUAAACACUUUCCGUGGGAAUUUUUCGGUAAUUGACGAUUUCGGAUCGACGAGGGUUUUCUCGCCGCCGUCGUGGAGUUCUUGAUUCCGGCCAAAUCUUAAAGCUUCUUCUCCAUGAAAAUAUUAGAGGCCAACGCAGGCCCUCUUACGAAUUUUGAGGUGCUCGACUUUUUAAGAUCAAAAGGGGCAGCUAAGGAUCCCACUAGGGUUCUUGCGAAAGUGUUACCAUCUGAAUACAAGGUUUUUGAUUAUUUGAAUCGAACUCCUGCUUGUAAUCAAACGAGAGAAGCCGUCAUUGCUUUUGUUGAGAAGUCCAAAGAGUAUGAUCUCGCGAAAGCUGAAAUUCUCAAUAUCAUCAAUUUGCGGCCUAUUACCCCGGUUGAGUUAUUUCCGAUUAUAGAGAAUUGUGAUGUUCGUAUGGGAGAAGAAGCAACUGAAAGAAUGGAAGAGAUGGGGUCGAUGGUGGAACACGUAUUCCCUACACCUCAAAUUCAGCCAACGCUUGAAGCAACUCCAAAUGAAGGUAACGAGGCCGAAACCAUGGAAGAGCAAGAAGGAGCAGGGGAUGCUGUUGAAGAACCCAUCCAAACCACUUGAACCCAGUUAGAGAAUUAAGUGAAUGUUGGUAGAUAUAAGAUUAAAUGAGCUGCCUGUGCUUGAUUUCCCUCUCAAGCCUUAACUCAACUAUUCAUAAUGUGCGUGUAGACAUGGGUUUCAGGUGAAAGAUGAAACUGAGAAGGACAGUUCCCAUAUAUAGAAUGUGAAAUUAAAGUCAAAGAAAGCUUUUGAGUGCUAAACAAUGAAAAUGGUUUGGCUUCUUUUCA